CACACCAUCUUCUUCGCUCUCCGCAGCGCGAACCCACCGCUUAGCAGAAGACCUGACGGAGCUACAGGACAUACUGAAAGACGACGAUGUGUCUGCGCCCUCCUCUGCUGUAUAUUGCGGUCGCUUCUGCGAGAUACAAUGAGUAUACUUUAUUUCCAUAAUUAUAAGUUGCUCCUUGGAAAUGGCACUAAAAGGGCGGUCGUGGGAGUGCUUCAAGGCUGAGCAAAAUGUACAAGUACAAUGGAAACGAAACUGAUCUGUCCAAAUUAGCUACAAGCCACCAUACCACGUCAAGGCUUUAGAGCAGGGCUGUAUACCUUUUUCCAAGUGGUGGGUGUGGCCCUUUCUCCAGAUCGACGAUGGAUUGUCAGGCAGGUUGGAAAUGAGGGGAACGGCACUGCUGCAUUAUUUAGAAAGGAACCACGGUCUAUCAUUAUCUAAUACGAUUCCAUUGGACUGACCCACAGGCAGGAGAGUUGGGAGAGAUACUAAUGCAACAUACUGAAGAAAAUGCAACUUCAGAAAACCUAAUUCAUUGUGCAGUUGUUUAUGGAACUGCUUUGCAGAGCUUUGCAACUGCUCGCCCUUACCUCACUACUGAAUGUGAAGAUGUUUUGCUUCUUCUCGGAAGGCUUAUGUUGAGCUGCUUUGAAGUAUUACUUUCAAUGACUGAAGAUGAUUUCUCAUGUGAUUAUGGAUUGCAGUUAAAGAAAUCUAUUAUGGAUGCGCAUAACAUAAUAGUGGAAUUUGGAAAUAACAAUUUACAGUUAUUGAUUGAUGUUGUCCAAAGUGGAGGAGCUUGGAAAAAUCAUGUUCUAGUUAAAAUAUUAUCUCAACAACCUGUUGAGCCAGAAGAAGUCCAGAAAUGGAUUUCACAAGAGGGGUCCUGUUUUCUGCAGAUGCGAAUUAAGCACUUGAUGAAAUCAAACUGCAUGCAGCAAGCAAUGAUCUUAUCAAAGAUUUGUUCAGACUCCGCAGAAACGUUGAAUGAUUUCUUUUUUCGUCAGUCCUUUAUCACAUGCCUGUGUACUAUGUUACCCAAUGAGGAAGCUUUUAAGGAGAUUUCAAAAAUGGAUGGAAAGGAGGUAUUGGAUACAAUAUGUAAUCUGGAAUCUGAAGGACAAGAUAACACAGCAUUUAUUCUCUGUACUACUUAUCUUACCCAGCAACUGCAAAAUGAAAUUACUUCUUGCUCCUGGGAGCUGACCCUGUUUUGGAGCAAGCUGCAGAGAAGGAUUGAUCCGUCUUUAAACACGUUUCUUGAAAGAUGCAGACAGUUUGGAGUCAUUGCUAAAACACGCCAACAUCUUUUUUUUCUUAUUAGAGUUGUGCAUACAGAGGCUGGAGACCACGGCGUUUUGGUUUCUAUAGUGUUGUGCAUAAGAGCCCUUCAGAUUCCAUCAAAUGAAACUGAUGCAACAAAAACUUCUGUUUGCAAAACAAUCGCUUGCCUUUUACCACAAGAUUUGGAGGUGAGGCGAGCCUGCCAACUCACAGAAUUUUUAUUUGAGCCAACGUUUGAUGGACUAAAUAUAUUGGAGGAGCUGUUUCAGCAACCUGAUCAAAAAAAUGACGAAGAAUCAAGUGUUAUUUCAAACUCCCUGCGCUGUGAACUUUUGCUCUCUUUAAAGAGUCACUGGAUGUUUGAUCCUGAAUUCUGGGAUUGGAAAACUUUGAAGCGGCAUUGUCUUAAACUUCUAGGGAAAGAAGUAUCUGACGAGGAGGAAGAGAAUUUUGAUAAUCCGUUGGUUAGUGAGACAGAUGUUUUAAACCCCGCAUUAGGCAGCUAUGAGGACUGCAUCGAAAAAGCACAAGCAUCUCCAGAAUAUGUUACUAAUGAACUAGAAACCACUAAAGUGAAAAAGCCAGUUGGAUCAUCUGAAAGGUAUAAAAGGUGGCUUCAGUAUAAAUUUUACUGCUUAAUCUGCAACAGAGAAGUAAUUGAGGCCAGGAUUCUCCAUCAUUCAAAAAUGCACUUUGCUGAUGGUAUAUACACUUGUCCUGUUUGUAUUAAGAAAUUCAAGAAGAAGGAUAUUUUUGUACCUCAUGUAAUGGACCAUAUGAAAAUGCCCAUGCGGCAUCGACCAAAAAAAGACAAAAUGCAGGAGCUGAAACCUGACAUGGACUCUGCUGAAAGUGCAUAUGAUUCUAUGGGUUAUAUUUCCUUUAAAACGAUACAAGAUAAGCAACUUCAAGACAGAGAUGUUUACCCAUGCCCAGGCACUAGUUGUUCUAGAGUUUUCAAGCAAUUUAAGUACUUAAGCAUACAUCUUAAAGCUGAACAUCACAAUAGUGAUGAAAAUGCAAAACACUAUUUAGAAAUGAAAAACUUGAGAGAGAAAUGUGCCUUUUGCCGAAGACAUUUUAUUACUGGUUUCCAUCUAAAGCAGCACAUGAGAAUUCAUAUAGCAUCACAGCCUUUCUUAUGUGCUUCCAUAGACUGCAAUGCAAGAUUUAAUACUAUUAAUGGACUACUCAUUCACAAACAGUCACAUCCUGACCCCCAAUACAAGUGUGAAUUAGAAGGUUGCAGCUUGGUUUUUGGUGAUCUGGGCCUCCUUUAUCACCAUGAAGCACAACAUUUCAGAGAUGCUUCAUAUGUAUGCAGUUUUUCAGGUUGCAAAAAGUUCUAUUACUCUAGUACGGAACUCCAAGAACACCUUGUAACCCACACAAGUUCUAAUAAUAGCAAAGAUGCAAUUAAGGAAACAACAUGCAAGCAAGAAAAUCGGCAUCUUCCUCACUUUAAUAAUCAAGCAUACUCACUCAGUAAUUUGGACAAACUUUGUGGCAAUAGCCCCAUGCUUCAAGAUAGAAAUAUAGUGCCUGAAAAGAAACUUACAACAGAGGCUGGGGAUAUUAAUUCCAAACAAAUACAUAAACCAUCUGAACAUUUACCCACAUUAACAAACUGCUUAAAAAAUUCAGAAGGUGUGCACUGCACUUGCAAAAUAGCAAAUACAGUUAAAGUCAGUCUCCAAAGGAUUAACCCUCUUCAGUUUUCACAGAGCUUGGCUGGACAUGAUACAGUUAAUACCACAGAUAGAAAAUACAGUGAGUCUGCUGUAGCGGGCACCCAAAAAAUUCCCUUAUUGCCUGAAACUGAACACUUAAACUGUGUUUCAAGUUCAGACAAAACAAGUUCUGCAAAAGACGGUGGUGAGACACAUUUCCCCUCUGGAUGUCAGAGAUCAGCAUCAGAGAACACCAUAAAUGAACUUCUGACUAGUUUGAAGCAUUUAAACCUAAAGAACUCUAAUUCAUGUAUAAACACCUCUGGUGCUCAAGAUUCCGAAGCAAAUUCCAGCUCAUCCAUUGAUUGUGCUGUUCCAAAAAACCCUUUUCCACAGAAACAUGAAAAAGUAUUCAGUCAGUAUCUCACCCAGUUAUCUUGUAAACCGUACUUCUGUGAACUUAAAGGAUGCACGUUUGCUUUUGCUACAAAAGAUGCUCUUUUACUACAUUAUGUAAAGAAACAUCAUUACACAAGGGAAAAAGCUCUUAAGUUGCAGAUAUUUCAAAAUAAAUGUACUCCAUUUCAAUGCCAUAUCUGCAAAACUGCAUUUUCAAGGAGAACUCUGCUUCGAAUUCAUUACAAAAAAAUACAUCACCUAUCUAAAGAUAGAGCCACCUGCCGAACAGGAAGACGAAUGCUGGAAAAUAAAAUUAAAAUGCACAUUGAUGAGAGUCAUAGCAAUUAUAUUAAAUUCCAAGCAAAUGAAGCCAACACAUUGACUCCGGACAGGAGAUCCCUAUUCCAAGAAGUCAAUAAUGAACCUUACACUGAUUCGUUAUCUGAUGAAACAGAUGCUGGUAAUGGAAUCGGCACAUCUGAAAGUCAUGCAGACAACUUUAAAGUCGGGGAAGGAAGAGGUAGAAGACGUGUUGUGGCCCAAGGAAAAUUGUGUUACAUAUUAAAUAAAUACCACAAACCAUUUCACUGUAUCCAUAAUGCCUGUAAUUCCUCUUUUACAUCCCAAAAAAGCUUAGUUCGUCAUUACCAACUGGUCCAUCAAUAUAACAAAGAAUCUUUAUGCCUAGAAAAAGACAAAAUCAAUACUAGAAGGGAGUAUGGCAAAUGUAGAAGAAUAUAUACCUGUAAAUAUAAGCAGUGUAGAAAAAGUUUCAUUUGUGCAAGAGCACUUUCCAAACAUUACACAGAAUAUCACAACCAUAGUGAAAAUGAAGAAAAAGAACUUGAUGACACAUAUGCAGAGAACAGCUCUAAACCCCAAACAGAUGAUGAAAAAUCCAGUGAUGAAACAGAAAGUGAUGAGUCUGAAAUUUACUGUGAUGUAGAAGGCUGCAGUGCAAUGUUUUCAGAUCAUGCAAGCUACACUCGACACAUUUUAUCCCGUCACAGAAGAUAUAAACUGUAUCAAGGACUAAGAAAAAGAAGACUAAAUGUGGAGCCAGAUGACAUGCAGGGAAAUUACAUUGCAUCAAGGCAUGGAAGUAAUUUGAUGUUUAAUAGAAAAAAACGUAGAGUGAGAAAAAAGGAAGACAAAAAGGAGUCUGUUGAAUUAAAAUCAAGAGGAGAAGCCUUACAAAUGUGUGCUCAGAAUAUUGAUAUCACUCAGUUUCCGUGCAUGGUCCAUGGUUGUUCUUCAGUUGUAAAAUUAGAAAGUAGUAUCAUUCGGCAUUACAAGCUAACGCAUAAUCUGUCCGCAUCUUACGUUGCCGACAGUAUUCCAGAACUGGUCUACUGUGUCAAGAAUUUCCCACACUGUAAAACAGAAGAAGACUUUUCAUCUGAAGCUCCUGAGACCAGUCCAGAGAUGCAUGAUUUAAUUCAAGAACAUGAAAUACCUAAAUUACUCUUGCAUGGUGAUAUCCACAAUACAUGUAAUGGAGAAGAGCAGGUUCAGAAUAAUAAGUCAGACUUGUCCAGUUCAGUGGAGAGAGACACUUUAAAUCAAGAUAAAAUGUUACAUUGUUGUUUAAGGCAACCUGGUAUUCAUUCAUCUCCAAAAGAAUGCACCAGUUCUGGUGCAAGGCCAUCUUUUGCUAAUUUUCAGUCGUGCAACAUGGAUAACCAUGGACUACAAAAUUCUGUGGACUCGGAUUCAUUUAGUUCCCAAACUGUAGAUAUUGAAAGACAGUUAACGUUGAAUUUAAAGGCUAAUUUUAAGCCAAAUGAAUUUGAAUCCUCAUUUCUGAAAUUUGUACAGGAGACUAGGGAUUCUGAUGAUGAAUGUGAGGAUACGGAAUGGAAACCGCAACAGCACUGCAAAUUGCAGAAUUCUUUCCAAACUAAAGAAACUAGUAGAAAUCACCAUAAAGUAUGCUUACCCCAAGACCACAUAGGACAUGAUGAUCUACAAGGAUUCCAGCCUUUGUUGUCCAGUAAUGUUCAGACUGCAACAUCAGUACCUACAUUGCAAACUCUAAGGGCCAUAUUGGAUAAAGCAUUAACAGACUGUGGAGAUCUCGCUUUAAAACAACUCCAUUACCAACGGCCUGUUGUAGUUCUGGAGCGAUCAAAAUUCAAUAUCCCCCUCAUAGGCUUGUUCUCAAGUAAAAAAACUGACAAACUGUGUGUGGGGAUUUCCUGAGAACUAAAUUAACCAAAAAGUGUGCCAGUAUUAAUUUGAGGAAUCCAGGAUUAUUGAUAAAAAAAGACUUGUAUUAUAUAGAAAUUUUGUGCAAUUAGAUGUAUCAUUUCCUGAAUGUAUUUUAUCUGUGUUCACAAAUAUACAUUUGUUUAUCUUCCCAGAUUAAAAAAAAAAAAAAAAAAAAAGUUGGUGCUAGGACAUCAAUAUAAUUGGGCUUCCUUUGGAAAUACAUGUGCAUGAUUGUCCUGGGAUUUGGAUAAUACAAAUUUUUCAUACUUGAAUGAAUAUGCACUUAUGGGUGCUUUCUGUAAUAUAUUGUACACUACGACCUCUUAUAUAUUUUUUGAGUUGUGUUUCAAUAAAUUGCAAACUUUCACCUGUUA
Molecule: messenger RNA, 5938 nt
Organism: Xenopus laevis (African clawed frog)
Lineage: Eukaryota; Metazoa; Chordata; Amphibia; Anura; Pipidae
Gene: rlf.L
Product: rearranged L-myc fusion L homeolog
Exons: 10
Coding region: 492-5555 (1687 amino acids)
Biological process (GO): regulation of transcription by RNA polymerase II
Cellular component (GO): nucleus
Molecular function (GO): DNA binding; DNA-binding transcription factor activity, RNA polymerase II-specific
Source: RefSeq, a predicted model, not a curated record